ACAGUGGCCUGUGAAAAUUGCGCUUAUUUGAGAAGAGUCGUGGAAAAGUUGGAGGUUAAAUUGCCACUUUUGAUUAAACAAAAAAGUGACGUUGAAAAAGAUUGCAGUGAGCUGAAAGCCAAAAUACAAAAACUGGAAAAAGGACAGUUUACAUCCAAGAACAUCAGAGAGCAAGAGGACGUUUUCAAGUCAUUCACUGGUUUUCAUCCACUUAAGUUUGACAUUCUUUUUCAAUUUUCAAAUCCUGAUGAGAAUGCUAGUAAUUUGAAAUACUAUGAGCCUUCAAAGAAUGGGUCAGAUGAACCUGAUGAAUGUAAAUUUACUGAAGUAAGUAAGCCUGGUGAGAGCCCUAAAUUGGAUGUGAUUGAACAAUUGUUUAUGUUUUUGGUGUGGUUACGGUGUGGAUUUGGACAGAAACAUCUGGCGUGGUUAUUUGGACUUGGCAAAUCAACCAUUUCACGGUACUUGAUCACCUGGUCAAAUUACUUGUACUUCUGUUUGGGAAAUAUUCCCAUAUGGCCU
Molecule: messenger RNA, 522 nt
Organism: Porites evermanni
Lineage: Eukaryota; Metazoa; Cnidaria; Anthozoa; Scleractinia; Poritidae
Source: the annotation of a GenBank genome assembly